Messenger RNA from Leptidea sinapis, 4575 nucleotides. Its product is annotated as zinc finger protein 83-like. Gene Ontology annotation, biological process: regulation of transcription by RNA polymerase II. The transcript is spliced from 15 exons. Lineage: Eukaryota; Metazoa; Arthropoda; Insecta; Lepidoptera; Pieridae. The record is from RefSeq and is a predicted model, not a curated record. Bases 195 to 2012 code for a protein of 605 amino acids. Gene Ontology annotation, molecular function: chromatin insulator sequence binding; zinc ion binding. Gene Ontology annotation, cellular component: chromosome; nucleus.
CUGUGUGCAUGGCUCUGCCUUUGCCUUUCCCAUGAAGUAGAUUUUAAAAAAUUGUCUCUUUACCGAGCGUCAAACUGAAAGUUUAUAAUUUACUAAAUUCGGUUGAUUUGUUGUAAAUUUUGUAUUAUUAUUAAUUUACACCCCACACUAAAUCUAAAUAAAAUUAAAGACAGUGUCCCAUUGACGUGCAUAAUAUGGAUGAGCAGGACCAUAAAUUAAUUUGCCGUUGUUGUUUAUCGACGGAAAGGCGAAUGAAAAAAAUUGAUAACUUUCGGUAUCUCUUCGUUGAUUUUGCAGAUAUAAUUAUAACUGAUACAGAUGGCCUGCCACAAUGGAUUUGUUGGGAGUGUGAAGCAAUUAUUCACAAAAGCGUUCGAUUUAAACACAAAAUGUUGAAAGUGAACGCUAUACUGUACGACUAUGUUAAGAGAUGUGCACCUUUUGCAAUAGACAGCCAAGAUGUGGAGUUAAAGGGUUGCUCUAUAUCUACCUUAAGUAUGACAAACACAUUGAUAUUAGAUAGUAAAAAUAAAAAUGGAGUACCAGAAGUUGUAGAGCACCAAAAAUUGAAAACCACAUCGGAUGAUAUGAAGUUGUUUGAAGCUCCAAAAAAUGAUGCAGACGUCUCGAUAAAAAAUGAAGACACAUAUGAUGAUGAUUAUGGACAGGAUUCUUUUGACGAUAGAGGUGCUCUGUUAGAAGAAAUAAAGACUGAACUUAUAGAAGAUGUGAAGAAGGAGUGUAAGAAGAGAGAAAGAGUUAAAGAUUUGGACCAGACAGAAAAGCGCAAAGUAAAACGGAGAGGAAAGGCCCCCAGUAAGGACCUUGAUGAGAGCAAGAUUAGAAUCAUCAGACUGGACCCUGCGGCACAGUUGAAGCAGAGAGAGGAAGACACAAAAGACGAUCUCAAGUUGCCAUAUCACUGCCAUCUAUGUUUCAAAGGAUUCAUUUUCGAAGAGAAACUCAACAACCACAUGAAGAAACACAGCCCGUCCCGCGGAACAUUCAAAUGUGAUAUAUGCUCGAUGUACCUGCCCACGAAGUACAGUCUCUCCGUGCAUAUGCUGACUCACACGCAGAGGUACGAGUGUGUCUCCUGCGGCAGAAGAAUGCUGGAUCGGAGUUCGAUUCUCAAUCACUACAGAGUUGAGCACGAGGGCAUCACCUCGCUGUAUACGUGCCAUAUCUGCGGGAAGAUCGUCAGUAAUCCGAAAACGUUGCGCGGUCAUAUACGUAAUAUACACACCGGGACACGGACGCGGUGCGAGCAGUGCGGAAAGACGUUCGUCAACAAAGACGCGCUCGCCGAACAUAUGCUCAUCCAUAAAGGCGUGAAGGACCACUCGUGUCCGGUCUGCGCGAAGAAGUUCCGCACGAGACAGCAGGUGGUGCAUCAUCAGGUCAAACAUACAGACAACAAGAACUUUUACUGCGUGGAGUGUGAUGUCAGAUUUAAGACCACAAGCGCACUGCGACAGCAUCUUAGAAGAAGUACAAGGCAUCGGGAUGUCGACAGUUUACUAUUCCAAUGCGACUCGUGCCCAAAGCGGUUCGAGAGUGCGGCACAGUUGUCACAGCACCGCGGUGUGCAACACGAGGGUUCGCGCCCGUACCCGUGCCCGCAGUGUGCGUGCGCGCUCGCAACGCGCUCUUCGCUCGCAAAGCAUAUGCGAGCCGUGCACGGAGGUCAACGACCGCCGCCCGUGCACGUGUGCGACACCUGCGGCAAAGUGUUCCGGGCGAAGAGUACGUUGGUUAAUCACGUCCGUACACACACUGGCGAAAAGCCUUUCUCAUGCAGCGAGUGUGGACGACGCUUUACACAGCGAACGGCGAUGCGUACUCACGUCAAACUGGUCCAUCUCAAGAUGCACCGGAGCGCUAAGCUUAAACCAAAGCUUCCUGCAGAAGUCACGAAAGCUGAGCCCUUCAAAGAUGACGUGACACUUGUAUUUGAGUGGAACAAACAAAUGCAGACAUGUGAAUACUUUACGGUCACAGCGGGGCCCUAAGACGGCUUAACUUAACUGGCUUAUGUAUCUGAAUAUGACGGAGCUAGGAUUGUGUCAGACAAUAAAAUAUUCGUUUUAUUGGAAAGAGUACGCCCACUCAUAAAAAUAUAUAUAAAUUACCUGACACGUUGUUUGUCGGGGAUGGACUCCUAAAGUAAUGGAACGGAUUUUAAUGGGGAUUACUUCAUGGAGUGCAGUUUAGUCCAACUUGAGAGAUAGAAUACUUUUUAUUUCGAUUUGGGACCCAUAAUUAUUUUUAUUUCUAAUAUUUGUUUGGUAUGGAAAUAUUUUCUGCGAGAGUAUUUAUUGACGCACGGUUUGACAGUUCUGCUGUGAAUAAAUUUCAUUAUAACAACAAGGAGCAUAUGUUACGUAAUACAUAAUUCUUGAUGUUAUGAAAAAUUAUUGACAGAUACAUAAAAAACAGUAUUUUUUUAUUAUCUUCAGAACAACGUCUGUCAGGUCAGCUAGUACAAGUAUAAAUUAGAAAGUGAAUAAAUGUUAAGUCCUGAUCCGUUACGGGUUUACUGUCAUCCAAAGAUGUAUUGCCACGUUAAGGUCUACAGUGCUUGCUUUCUAGAAAACCAAUGCACGCCCCUGUACACCAUCCUACUAAUAUUAUAAAUGUGAAAGUUUGUAUGUCUGGAUGUAUGUUUGAACUUCUUUAACGCAAAAUCUACUGAAUAGAUUUUGAUGAAACUUUACAAUAAUAUAGCUUACACACCAGAAUAACAAAUAGGUUAUAAUUUAUAAAACUAGUGUGAAUUAUAAAAAAAUAUAAAAGAAGUGUGAUUGUUGCUAAUGAAUACAACUAGCGCCAUCUCUUAUCAACUAGCAAGCAAAAGAUCAAUACAAUUUAUAUGGCAAAACAACGUUUGCCGGGUCAGCUAGUAAUAUAAUAUAUUUGCCACCCCGAUAUUGUGUUAGUAUAUCUAUCGAUAGUACGAUAUACGAAUAUAGCUUUCGAAGUGUCACAAUUACUGCGAUUCUGUUUUCAUUAAUUCACCCCCAUUCCAUUACUGAGAAUUAAUAUUAACCUCGUAAAUAAAUAUUUGAAAGGGCGGGAAAUGAUCGGAGUUUCAAACAUAGGUUAUAAAUGCGUUCCAAAUUUGAGUUUCCACCAAAAAAUUUGUAAAUACUCGGUUACAUAAUACAUUAUCUCUGGAUCUGUCGUCGAUGACGUCACAUCGUGUUUUUGGUACGGUGUGCAAAAUAAGUAUCACUAUGAUAUUAUUAUUAAUAAGUAAACUACGAUUUAUUUUUCUGUAUUAUUGAUCAAUGUAAAGGUGUUGUGAUAAUUAUUAUUAUAAUGAUGAAAAAUCGAUGAAAGAAUCGGGGUUGAGUAAAAAAAGUAUUUAUGUUUCUGGCAGUACUAUUAUAGCGGAUUACACAGAACAAUAGAAACAAUGGAACUAUUAACAACAAAAGUCAAACCGUAAAAAUGAAAACUUCAAAAACAAAGCAUAUUUAUAGCACGAAAAUAUCACGUCAUGUACCUAACGGUAAUGAAUCUGCAAACAGUCCUGACGCAACAGGACGAGCGCGGGGGCGUUAAAGGGGAACGGGAGGAGGUUUCACGUUGCAGCAUGUUUUUGGCCAGAUUAGUUCUUUUCAAAAUUGUUAUUAGUGUUAAUAGCAAACUGUCUGGUUUUUAUGUGCAUCUUUUUCUUGUGUGUAGCUUUCUACAGCCCAUCUCCCUCCCACCUUUGUGAUAUGUGGUGUAAAAGACGAAGGAGAAUUUUUUGGAAUUUGUAAUUUCAUGAUUAUUUCUGAACGCCGGAGGGGCCAUACUUUUGGCCCCCUUCUUUGAUAUUUCUGAAUAUCAUCACAAUAUCUCUCUUAAACCUACGGCUUUAUUGACUAGAUGGAGUAUAUACCUAUUGACUAGAUGGAGUAUGGAACCUUAAUUUGCAUUGAAGCCAUCUUCACUUUGAACUCCAAUGGGAGGAGUUUACCAGUGGGAGGCUUUUCUGCCGUCAAGCAGCGAAGUAUAAGCAUUAUUGGGUUUCGGUCUGAAGGGCGCCGUACCUAGGGAAUUUACUGGGCAAAUUUAGUGCCGCUCAGAAUUUCUCGGUAUUUUCAAGAGUCCUGGGCGGCUCUGCAUUGUAAUGGACAGUUCGUAUCAAUUACCAUCGGCUGUACGUCCUGCUCGUCUCGUGCCUUAUUGUCUAAAAAAAAAUUCGACGCGAACAUUUAUUCUCUCAUUCUGUUGUAUAUCCAUCCCUUUGGUUUCAGCGCGCUGAAUCACAUAAACGACUGCUAUCUACGGAAGCGAAUACCAAUUUUUUUUUUGUAAAUCAAACGAUAAGUAUUAGGAUACUUAUCGUUCGAUUUACAAAAAAAAAUUGGUUUAGUUUCGAUAUUAAACACUCCCAUACAUUUAGUAUAACAUAAGUAGAAAGGUCAUUGUGUCGCACAACAAGGACGUCACUUCGAAUACAAAAUUUUGUACUUCUAAGAAAUAUAUAAUAUUGUAAAGCCCUACCUUCGCCUUUAUGCCUCGGGGAAAAAGAUAUUGUAUCGUACCAUUAGAUAGAAAUAAAUAAAGGUUUUGUACAAUAAA